Molecule: messenger RNA, 1401 nt
Organism: Closterium sp. NIES-65
Lineage: Eukaryota; Viridiplantae; Streptophyta; Zygnematophyceae; Desmidiales; Closteriaceae
Source: the annotation of a GenBank genome assembly
AUGACUCACCACACCUCGUGCAUGACGGCAGGUGCCUACCAGGCCAAGUACCAGAGCACGUCAGCACCCGCCUCCGCCCCCACGCCAUCCACUCCUCCGCCCACCGCUCUCUCCGGCUCCGCCUCACCACUCCUCCCCCCUGCUCAUCCCGCUGCCGCUGCUGCUGCCGCUGCAGCAGCAGCAGCAGCAGCAGCAGCAGCUGGAGGGGUGAGCGCGGGGGCGGUGCGUGGCAUGGCGCCUGGGCUGCCGGCCGGGCUGCCUGGUGCGAUGGCAAUGGAGCUGCUGGAUCCGGCAGAGCUGCAGCGCCGGCAGAAGCUGCUGCAGUCUGAUGCGUGCGUGUGUGGUUGGGGUGGAGCAUGCAGGGGUGGAUGGGGGCAGUGGAUGGGAGGAGAGAGGGAGAGAGGGGAGACCUGCUUGCCAUACACACGUGGAUGCCCUACCGCCAUGCUGUUUCCAAUCUCCAUGCCGUUUCCUCCCCAUGCUGUUUGCCCUCCAUACUUUCUGCUGCACGGGGCGAGCAGCAAGCUAAGGCGGCUGCAUCAGGAGCUGGUCAUGACGGGCGCUCUCACCGAGUCCGAGUUCUGGGCCGCCAGGAAGGGGGUGGAGGAGGAGCGGAGGAAGCGCAAGCAGCGGGUGGGCGUGGCGAGUGCCAUGCUGGCAGACGUCCGAGGCGUCACUGAUGGCCGGAGCAACACCAUCACCUUCAACCUCACACCGCAGAUCAUCCAGCAGAUCUUCCUGGAGAAGCCAGCGGUGCACCGCGCCUUCAUGGAGCUCGUGCCUGGCCGGAUGACGGAGAAGGCCUUUUGGGGCAAGUACUAUCGCGCGGAGUACCUCUUUCGCACGCGCAACGUGGCGGCGGCGGAGGCGGAGGCGGCGGAUGAUGACGAGCUCGCGCUCUUCGUGAGGGACGACCCGCACCUGCACGCCCAGGCGCGCCAAAAGGUGCAGCGGGUGGACCCAACGCUCAACGUGCUGGCGGACGUCAGCGACGACUACUCCUCCCUGCUCGGCCACGGCAUUCUGAGGGAUGGGCGCAAGGAGGCACCAGCUGUGGAGGGCGAGGGCGAGGGCGAGGGCGAGAAGGAGGGCACAGCAAGGCAGGAGGGGGCAGGGGCGGGCGGGCAGUUGGGCAGGAGCAGCAGCGCUGGUGGCGCUGCUGGUGCCGGUGGUGGUGGUGGCAGCAGCGGUGUGGGGGCGGAAGGGCAGGUGCGCAUGAGGCGCACGAUAUUCCGCGACAUCAACCAGCACGCCGCUGUCGUGCUGCAGGGCCGCCUGCUCCGUGAGUGCCCCCGCCCCCCUGUGCUUGCUCCCCCGCCUCUCCCCCAUCCCCCGUCUCACACGAGUCCUCUCGCCCUCCCUCGCCCGUCUCUCCUCGUGUGCGGCCAACCAGUGCCUUGA